CUCCUCGCCCGCCGGGUGCUGAAGUUGGGCGGAUGGCAGCGAAGCGGCUCCGCUAGAGGACGGAGCAGCCCAGCCCCGCGCCUCCCCAGCCAGGACGCCCCGGCGCGCUGCCCACACCUCCAGGCGACCGGUUCAAGCAAAGUGAGUUCUGGUGUGUGAACCUUGGCGAGAUACUCCCAGGCACGGAGGGGGCGAAGAGCGGGAACGCCCACCCACCCCCAGCCGCUGCCCGGGUGGGUGUAGCCACCCGCCAACUGGAUCCUGAAGCAGCUGAGAUGCGAAAAAGGCAGCAGUCACAAAAUGAAGGAACACCUGCCAUGUCUCAAGCAUCCGGAAAUCAGAGGCCCAACAACACGUGUUGCUUUUGUUGGUGCUGUUGUUGUAGCUGUUCCUGCCUCACUGUUAGGAACGAAGAAAGAGGGGAAAGUGCAGGAAGACCCACACAUCCCACUAAAAUGGAGAGCAUCCAGGUCCGAGAAGAAUGCCAAAACCCCACUGCAGAGGAAGUCUUGUCCUGGUCUCAAAAUUUUGAUAAGAUGAUGAAGGCCCCUGCAGGAAGAAACCUUUUCAGAGAAUUCCUCCGAACAGAAUACAGCGAAGAGAACCUCCUUUUCUGGCUGGCCUGUGAAGACUUAAAGAAAGAGCAGAACAAGAAAGUCAUUGAAGAAAAGGCCAGGAUGAUAUAUGAAGAUUACAUCUCCAUACUCUCACCCAAAGAGGUGAGUCUCGAUUCUCGAGUUAGAGAGGUGAUCAAUAGAAAUCUGUUGGAUCCUAAUGCUCACAUGUAUGAAGAUGCCCAACUUCAGAUUUAUACCCUGAUGCACAGAGAUUCUUUUCCGAGGUUUUUGAACUCUCAAAUUUAUAAGUCCUUUGUUGAAAGUACUGCCAGCUCUACUUCUGAAUCCUAAUUUUCAUUAAAAACUCAUUUUGAAGAACUCAGAUGGGAACCAAGAAAGGAGUGACUUGACACCAGAAACUUGAGUUCCUGAAGAACUACAGUCUAGCUUUCCUCAGGCUGCUGUGAAAACACAACCCUCUGGUCUUUGUCUCCAUUUUUUUAUUGAGGUUAUUCAUGGCUAGGUUUGGAGAAAAUCCCACAUACAAUGAAUUGCCAAAUCACAUAUCUUUUCUUCAACCCUCAAGCUACUUGCUAGCUAACUGUACUUGUAGGUCUAGGAACAGUCUUCUAGUGUACCUCUGGAGACUGCAUGUUCAGAGCAAACCUGCUUCAUUUGCCACAUAGUAGUUGUAAUAUUUAGUCCAGUGGCAGAACUUAUACUGUAUUUAAGGACUUUUGUGCAAUAUGGUCUUAUAGAAAUAACUGCCAAAAUGGCUGUGGUGUGCAUUUUUUUUUAAAAAAAAAUACAAUCUAGAUCAGAAAAAAAGCCAAUUUUUAAUUUGUACCAUAGUAUUCAACGUGCUAUAUUAUACUGUGUUCAUUACAUUCAUUUUAAAGCUAAUGUUUCUGUAUGUGAAAAAAAAAAAAAAGAGCUAUUUCUGUUUGUUGGAAAAAUCCAGUGGGGGGACUCCUCUGGUUGUUCACUGCCAACACUGUGGCAUUUCCAUUACAGAAGAGUUUACUAUGUAAAAUGCACAUAUACAUAUAUAUAUAUAUAUACACACACACAUAUAUAUAUAAGAAGAAAAAAGCACAAAUAAUUUAAAUAUAUUCUAUCUCAUUGACAAAUCAAAGAGUGUUAUUGUUUUUAAUUGUAAUAAAAGAAAUUCAUUAUAUAUAUACAUAUAUAUAUACAUAUAUAUAUAUAUAUAUAUGAUGUCCAGUACUGUAACUGAAAUAUUAAAGAUUGGCUCUUUAGUCCUGAUAUGGUUGUGUAUGUACUUUAGCAAGGAAAAUAAGAAUAAGUGUGAUGACUUUUUUUUAGAAUAUAAAGAGAGGAUUUAACAAAGGAAUGCCUACAUGUAGCAUCAUAAAGCAUUUUGAUGUAUAGGAUCCGUAAGAUGGUAUAUUUUCCUUGAAAGUGAAAUCCAAUGAAAAGCUAAGUUUUUAACCAAGAAAAAGUUUUAUAAGGGUUAGGAAGUAGAAAACUCUACGGUGGACCUUAACCGUUUUCACAUAAUACCAAAAGAAUGAUUUAUUUUAACAAAAUUAAAAUCAGAGUAUUGAUUUUCAUCCAUAAUUCAAAGGCAGUUCAGUGCUCAAAUCUGUAGUUGCCAUAUUAUUUUUUAUAAGUCCCACUAAAUCUGUAAGACAAAAUACUUACCAGACAUUGACAUGUACUUUUGGAAUAUUCAAGGAAACAGUAUCCUAUAAUGUACACACACACACAUUAAAAAAAAAAAGUCAAUGUCCUGUUUAUAACAAGAUGUUGCAUUUGAAUAUUAGUAACCCCUGGAAACUAUUUUUUUAAUCUUAAAUACUAAGUAAUCUAAAAUGAAAGUUUUAAAAAUAUUUAUAUCCACUAGGAAUACUGGCCUUAUAUUAAGGAUGAUAUUAAAAUUAUAGGUUUUCUUUGUCAUUUUUAACUACCUCUCAUUUUUUAAUUUAUUAAACAUUUUUAAAAGUGAGUUGGGGGGGGCUUUCUUUUUGACAUUUAUUUUGCUUAAAAGGUUGGCCCCAUACAUUUCUUUUUCCAUAAACUUAAAGCAUUUCAAGAGUUGGUCUUUUUUUUUUUUUAAGUGAAUUUGAUUUUCUAUAUACAUAGAAUUCAGGAGAUUGAUAAAAAGGGCUAUUAUCUAACAUUUCCCUAUGCAAAUAUUUUAACUGUUUCAGUGUUAGACAAAAUGGGAUUUAAAAAAAAAAAAGUUCUAAGAAUAGAAAACAAACAGUUCUGUUUACACUGGUGUUGCUGACUAUCCUACCAUAUUCAGCACUUUUAAAUACCUUAUUUAUGAAAGUGUAGUUAAAAUACAAGAUAGAAAAUAUCUAUGGUAAUCAUCUCUUUUAAUAAAUGCCUGGUUUUGUCAGAAAGUGUUAGUGUUUAGAUAUAAGAACCUAUGUCAGUGAGAUAUGCACUACUUGAGUAAUAGUUUCGUAAUGUGCUGAAAAAGAUAGCUAUGAAGAUGUUUACAAAAAAAUAGUCAUGUCUUUUUCCUAAAGAGUGAAGAAGAAUCAAAAAUCAUUGUCACUUCUCUUGUGAAGUUCUAUCCCUGAACAUCUGAUUUUUUUUUCUCGAUUAGAAUUGAGUUUAUUAUGCUACUAUAAUGUAUACAUGUAUAUGUCCUAGUAUAUUCUAUCCAUUGCUGUAUUUGAGGCACAAUAAAUGGCACACAUGACUA
This is a messenger RNA of Erinaceus europaeus (western European hedgehog), 3237 nucleotides long. It is a transcript of the gene RGS17, whose product is annotated as regulator of G protein signaling 17. The transcript is spliced from 6 exons. The record is from RefSeq and is a predicted model, not a curated record. Lineage: Eukaryota; Metazoa; Chordata; Mammalia; Eulipotyphla; Erinaceidae. The coding region runs from base 276 to 908 and encodes 210 amino acids.